AUGGGUAGUCAAACGAGUAAGACAACUCCUGGACCCAAUGCAAAGGCAAUUUUUCAAACCAUGCUGAUGAGUGAUUUACAUCUCGAGUUCUCUCAACAAGUUGUUCCAAAAUUUCCAGCUGUUGCAUCGAUCUUGAUACUCGCUGGUGAUAUUGGACGACCUGAUUUACCAUCGCUUCAAAAAUUUCUUCUAGCUCAAUGUCAAAGGUUCGAACAUAUAUUUUAUGUGGCGGGAAAUCACUGCUUCUACGAAGGAGAGUACGAAACGCGUCUUCAGCAACUUCAGGAAUUAAACAAUCUUCAUCCUCAUAUUCACUUCUUACACAAUCAAAGUUAUUUACUUCCGUUUAAUGUGAGGAUACUCGGAACCACGCUUUGGACUCAUGUUUCCGAGGAGAAAGCAUCCACAAUUGGCGUACUAUUAAACGAUUAUCAUCACAUUUGGACUAGAGAUAAGAAACUUGAAGGAGAUGAUACCAUCCAAACACGACGUCUGAUCACAGUUGACGAUACGAAUCGAUGGCAUGCUCAACAGCACGCUUGGUUGCUAGAAGAAAUCAGUAAAGCUCGUAAGAAUCGCGAACAUGUUAUUAUCAUCACACAUCAUGCACCUUCUCGUCAUCAUACUCUUCCAAAAUAUGACGUAGAUCUUGAUAUAGACGAUGCUUUUGUCAAUGACCACGAUGCAGAUUGUGUAGAUCCUGUUCGUCUAUGGAUAUAUGGUCAUACGCAUGCAUCAACGGAUCUUAUUAUAAAAUCAACAAGAGUUGUCAGUAAUCAAUUGGGGUAUGCUCAUGAAACGACAGGUUUUCGACCUAAUCUGAGGAUUACAUUGUAUGACGACGGGGCAUACUAUGAAAAGGAAUAUGUGACAGCGAAUUUUGAACAGUUAUUUUUCUCGAUUAUGCUUCGUAGUUCCCCGAUUUUAUUGUUAAUUUUUCACGUAAUUGGAUCUGUCGAUCAAGAUGCGCGAUUGAUCGGUACACAUAUUGUCUAUCGUCAUGGAGAUCGGACGCCUAUAUUUGCAUAUUCAACUAGCUCAGUCUCUGCAUCUUUCUGGCACAACGGUUUUGGACAACUGACACGUCGUGGCCAACUUCAACACAUUCGUCUCGGUCAGCAUCUUCGACAACGAUAUUCUCGAUUACUAAAUACAACUUAUGUUGCUUCGGAGCUAUACGUACGCAGUUCGGACUCUGAUAGAGCAUUAAUGUCGGCCUAUUCAAAUCUAGUGGGUUUAUACCCAAUAUCAAAAGAUAAAUUAAACGAAAAAAUACUAUCAAACUUAUCGAAUCAGGAUGAAUGGCCAGAAUUGCUUCCCUGGCAACCGAUACCUGUCCAUACUGUUCCAGCCUCAGAAGAUUAUAUCAUGGGUGUUAGUCAAUGUCCAUAUUUCGUUGAACUUGUCGAACAGAUUCAAAAUGGAGAACAAGUUCGAAAUAUCAGCAACGACUUUCAAGAAUUUUUUCGUCAUUUAUCGAACUGGACCGGAUCGGAAGUGAACAAUUUAUUCGAUGCUUGGAUACUAGCUGAUGCUAUUUUGACUGAAGCUCUAUAUAACGUUAGUGGAUCAUGGGCCGACACUAUGACUCUUGCGAAACUUGAGCAAAUUGUUGAUUUAUCAUUCUAUUAUCUUUUCGAUUCGCCAGACACGAAUCGAUUAAUUGCCGGUCCACUAAUAGCUGACAUCUGGAGUAAUAUUCAGAAUUUAAUCGCAAACCAAUCUCGUGGAUAUAAAACCAAAAUCUAUUCCGGUCAUGAUGCAUCAAUUGUCGCUGUUUUAUCAUUCUUCGAUGCUAAUUACUUUCAUCAUCCUCCCUAUUGUGCUACGUUACUCUUCGAUCUGUAUUAUCUACCAGCAAAUAAUAACUACGCAUUGAAAAUCGAAUACCUUAACUCAUCAGAUAGUUUUGCUGGCUAUGCAAUUCAACCACCACCGUGUUCAGAAGCAAUGUGCUCUAUAGAUGUGUUACGUCCUUGGCUGGAAAAUAGGUUACCAAAGCAAGAUAUGAAGACAGAAUGCAUGCCUCGCAAAUCGUCGUCAUCAAUGGCUGGACUAGGUUUUAACAAAAUGUAUCAAAUCGAUGUGAUCCUCAUAUCAUUUGCGUUUAUUUUGCUCCCUACUAGCAAUUUAAACUGA
Messenger RNA from Adineta ricciae, 2139 nucleotides. Lineage: Eukaryota; Metazoa; Rotifera; Eurotatoria; Adinetida; Adinetidae. The record is from the annotation of a GenBank genome assembly.